Molecule: messenger RNA, 2070 nt
Organism: Prosopis cineraria
Lineage: Eukaryota; Viridiplantae; Streptophyta; Magnoliopsida; Fabales; Fabaceae
Exons: 6
Coding region: 1606-2070 (154 amino acids)
Source: RefSeq, a predicted model, not a curated record
AUUCAAGACAACUUUGCCCAACGCAUGCAAGUAAAUUGAGAUAGGGAAGCCUUUAAUAAUAUGAAAAAUCCCAAAAUUCUUAUUUUUGAAAAUGCAAGGUUUUCAGAAAGUCCAAAAUAUCUUCCUAAUAGCUUAAGAGUGCUGAAAUGGCGAGGGUAACCUUCAAGUUUGCCGCUUCAUUUUUGCCCAAAAAAGCUUGUGAUAUUCGAUCUGUCAUUUAGUUGGUUGAGCUCAUUGGAAAUAAUUAAGGUAAGAACCUAUCUUACGUGCAUUUCUCUUUCACUAGAAUGUACAUAUAUUUGAUUAUAUAUAUCUUAUUCUAAUACUGGUUAUAGUUUUUGUUACCGUAGAAGUUGGAGAAUUUGAGAGUUCUGAAUAUGGGAAGUUGUCAAUAUAUUACAAAUAUACCUAAUCUAUCUGGUCUUCAACAUUUGAAGGAAUUGGAUCUUCAAUCUUGUAAGAAUCUAAUUGAAAUUCAUCAUUCAGUUGGAAAUUUGGCAAAACUUCAAUACUUGAAUGUAGAGAAUUGUGGUCGGCUUAAGAUUUUUCCACGCUGCAUCAAGUUACCAUUCCUUGAAAUACUCCAUCUUAACAAUUGCUCUAGUCUAACGUAUUUUCCAGAUGUACUAGAAAAAAUGAAAAUAAGAUAUCUACAGUUGGUUGUGACUGGAAUAGAAAAAUUGCCUUGGUCGAUUUGCAACCUUACUCGGCUUAGAAGGUUAUUCAUUAAUCGACACCAAGGGGUGACUGAGCUACCAAUAAGUAUUUUUCUGUUGCCAGAACUAGAAGUGAUUGAUGCUAAAAGAUGUGGAAAGUGGCUAUCGUCGAAUCCAAAUGAAGCAAUAGAAGAAGAAAUCUGGCCCAUGUUAUGUCCAAACAUAUUCGCCAUUUAUCUCCAAGAAUGUAAUAUAUCAGAUGAGCUCCUUCGAACUUAUCUUACUCGUUUUAUCAAUGUGAAACAUUUGGACUUGACGGGUAAUAAUUUCACAAUUUUGCCCGCAUGGAUAAAAGAAUGCCAAUAUUUGCGGCACCUUAUACUAAAUGAUUGCAAGCAUCUUAGAGAAGUUGAAGGGAUUCCACCAAAGACGGAAUAUUUGGAGGCAAUAAAUUGCUUAUCAUUGAGUUCAGAAUCCAGAAGCUUGUUAUUGAGUGAGGAAUUACUUAGGGCUGCAGUGAUUAGACAAUCGGACAACAUAGUUUUCAAAACAUUCUUUUGUGUGCCGUUGACUUGCAUCCCAGACUGGUUUGAUCACAGAAGCAAAGGAGCAUCUAUUUCCUUCUGGUUUCGUAAUUGCUUCCCACCUCUCUGUCUUUGUCUUGUCUUUAAAUCAAUGGACGAUGUUUAUGAUAAUUGUCAUGUGACUACUUCGGUGUGCAUCAAUGAUAAAGAAGUAUAUUGGAAUGAGUUAUGGAAUAGGGAUGCACCAAAUGUUGAUCACAUACUUGUGUAUGAUCUGAAAGAAAAUCACAUAUCUUGGGAUAAAAUGGGACAAGCUUGCCGAAAAAGUAAGUGGAAUCACGUAAAAUGGGAUAAAAUGUUCGUCUCGGAAUGAUGCCCUUGUAAUAAGAGAAAGUGGAAUCUAUGUCAUCAAACAACAUUGUAAGAUGGAAGAUAUUCGAUUUACCGAUCCUUGUGAAAGAUUUGAUUCUAUCAAAAUUAACCAAGAACCAUUCGGUCAAAGCAUCAAGGAGAAAGAACUAGCGCUUAAUAACAAAAGAAUGUUGAUGGAGGAUGACAAGUUUGCCUCGAGUUCAAUUGCCUUUAAAUGCACAAAGAGAGAAAGAAAUUGCAUCAUCAAUCAGGAUGACAAUGACGCAAUAAUCACACCAGCUGAAAUCCAAUUUGCCAAUGCUAUGGACAUUGUUGGUAAUCAAGGUCACGAUGUUGAAGAUAACAAUUGGCUCUCCUUGCGUCCCUGUUGGGAAGCACCUUUCUAUGGAGAGACUGCUAAUCACCAAGAAUUUCAACAUCCACAAAAUGCUGAGCAUAUUCCAGAAAGCCAUGAACACAAAAGAAAAGCCAAAGGAAAGGAGAUAGUGGUCUUCAAUGACAACAUAAAUGGAAAAUGA